Sphaeramia orbicularis (orbiculate cardinalfish) is the source of this 693-nucleotide messenger RNA. RefSeq lists its product as uncharacterized. The transcript has a single exon. NCBI's taxonomy places the organism in Eukaryota, Metazoa, Chordata, Actinopteri, Kurtiformes, Apogonidae. The coding region runs from base 1 to 693 and encodes 230 amino acids. The record is from RefSeq and is a predicted model, not a curated record.
AUGAAGCAUGUUGACAUGAAGCGUAUUUACAUGAAGCGUUUUUACAUGAAGCGCAUUUACAUGAAGCGUGUUGACAUGAAGCGUAUUUACAUGAAGCGUUUUUACAUGAAGCGUAUUUACAUGAAGCGUGUUGACAUGAAGCGUGUUAACAUGACGCGUGUUUACAUGAAGCGUGUUUACAUGAAGCGUGUUAACAUGAAGCGUGUUUACAUGAAGCGUGUUAACAUGAAGUCUGUUAACAUGAAGCGUGUUAACAUGAAGCGUGUUUACAUGAAGCGUGUUAACAUGAAGUCUGUUAACAUGAAGCGUGUUAACAUGAAGCGUGUUUACAUGAAGCGUGUUUACAUGAAGCGUGUUAACAUGAAGCGUGUUUACAUGAAGCGUGUUAACAUGAAGUCUGUUAACAUGAAGCGUGUUAACAUGAAGCGUGUUGACAUGAAGCGUGUUGACAUGAAGCGUGUUUACAUGACGCGUGUUAACAUGAAGCGUGUUUACAUGAAGCGUGUUUACAUGAAGCGUGUUAACACGAAGCGUGUUAACAUGAAGCGUGUUUACAUGAAGCGUGUUAACAUGACGCGUGUUAACAUGAAGCGUGUUUACAUGAAGCGUGUUAACAUGAAGCGUGUUAACAUGAAGCGUGUUAACAUGAAGCGUGUUUACAUGAAGUCUGUUAACAUGAAGUCUGUUACAUGA